AAUUGAUCCGACAGCAAAUUUCGUUUGCAGCAGCGCUUCACAGAGAAUUUACAAUGGCUUCGCUGGCAAACAAAGGAUCUUCGUUGGUUUCGACCCUCAUGGCCCAGGCUCGUCCGAAGCUGAACGUGUUCAUGAAGUACGCCAAAGUCGAGCUGACGCCUCCGUCCCCUGGCGACAUCCCUGCCAUCCGUGACGGCAUUGCUCGCAUCGUGUCGGGAGCGCGUACCGGAGCCUGGAAGAAUCUGACCGUUCGCGAAGCCUGGCUGAACACGCUGAUCACGAUGGAAGUGUGCUUCUGGUUCUACGCCGGCGAGUGCAUCGGCAAACGCCACCUGGUCGGCUACGAGGUCUAAACGGCGUAGCGCCCAUUUUGUAACCGGAACGUAGAGAGAGCACCUUCCGAGCGAGAAUGUCAACAUCAAUUCCUGAAUAAUGCAACAGCAGUACUCUUAAACGAAAACACUAGAACAAGC
Messenger RNA from Anopheles cruzii, 473 nucleotides. RefSeq names its product ATP synthase subunit g, mitochondrial (gene ATPsynG). Gene Ontology annotation, molecular function: proton transmembrane transporter activity. NCBI's taxonomy places the organism in Eukaryota, Metazoa, Arthropoda, Insecta, Diptera, Culicidae. Gene Ontology annotation, biological process: proton motive force-driven ATP synthesis. The record is from RefSeq and is a predicted model, not a curated record. The transcript is spliced from 3 exons. The coding region runs from base 54 to 353 and encodes 99 amino acids.